AUGGGGGUGAGGGCUAGUUCAGAGGCUGUGACGGUGACCCCGACCAUAGAUGGUGGCGUUGACGGCGGCGCAGAUGGCGGCGGGGACCACUGUGGCAUCACCCGCGUUGGACUUUGUGACACCAGGGCCGGGAAGUCCCAGAAGUGGGAUGAGUCGAACUUCCUGGCGACCUACCGCCCAGCGUACAGAAACUGCGAUUUCAUGAAGAUGAAUGAGCCCGGUGCUCGCCAGCUCGGUCUGGAGGAGGACGGGAGAGGUGCAAAGAGUGAUUUCGAAACUAAAGAAGCCAUGACCCUCGACAGCUUAGCUAAUAAAUUAGCCACCACUGAUACCUCGGAGCUCAACUAUCCAGUGCGGGAGCCGAAGAAGGAUGGGGCACACACCAGCAAAAUCUUCCUGGACAAACCAGAGAAACAGCGUCAGUUCGAAAUGAAAAGGAAGCUUCACUGCAACCAAGGACUGAACAUCAAAUUGGCCAGACAGCUGAUUUCCAAAGAUCUACAACGUGAGGAGGUUGAGGACGAAAACAAAGAAAGUUGGCGUGCCACCAGCCAAGACAAGACUACCACCAUGAAAGAAUCAGAGGACAGCCCCACCAGCGAAGAGGAACUGCAGACCCAGUCAUUCAACGACGAGAAGACAACGUUUGAUCAACGCUGCAGUUGUUUGUCAGAUCCAAACCCUGUUACUAUAACCUGCGGCUUCUUGUUCUGUAGAGCUCAUGCUUCAAGUACUGAAAUACUUAUCAGUUAA
This is a messenger RNA of Delphinapterus leucas (beluga whale), 753 nucleotides long. NCBI's taxonomy places the organism in Eukaryota, Metazoa, Chordata, Mammalia, Artiodactyla, Monodontidae. The record is from RefSeq and is a predicted model, not a curated record.